Molecule: messenger RNA, 3888 nt
Organism: Scomber japonicus (chub mackerel)
Lineage: Eukaryota; Metazoa; Chordata; Actinopteri; Scombriformes; Scombridae
Product: neurocan core protein-like
Exons: 22
Biological process (GO): cell adhesion
Molecular function (GO): calcium ion binding; hyaluronic acid binding
Source: RefSeq, a predicted model, not a curated record
AUGGUUGCUGUGCCCCUGCCAGUCCCAGCUAGCCCAACCAAUGGAUCAGGCCAGCCUUCAACAUGCAAAGAGCUCGACCCCAAUCUGUCACAGCCCAUCACAAGGAUGGUGCUCUCUCUGUGUGUGGCUGGGCGGCACAUCCUCUUGGCUCUGACGUUGCUACUGUGUGUGGUAAUUUGAGUGAGUGCAGCCUCCUCCAUAGUGAACAUGCGUAGGAUCACCCAUUCGACAGUACAAGAAAUGCUGGCAGGCAAAGCUGUCCUCCCCUGUGUCUUCACCCUUCAGACCACCUCCACCAGCCAGCCUCCCCACCUCCUGUGGACUCGCAUCAAGCUGCCAGCAGGAGGACAGGAUGCUCCUCUGGAGCAGACUGUGCUCUCUGCUAAAGGUGAUGUAAUCAAGGUGAAUAAGGCUUUCAUUGGCCGUGUCAGGCUGCCAGGAUACACUGCCAAUCCCCUGAAUGCUACCAUGGAGAUCUCCAGCCUCCGUACCAACGACUCGGGCACUUACCACUGUCAGGUUGUCAUGGGUAACGACUAUGAGAGAGACACUGUGCCCCUGGUGGUCUCCGGUGUGGUGUUUCACUAUCAGGCUCCUAGCGCCCGUUACGCCCUCUCAUUUACAGACGCCCAGCGUGCCUGCCAGGAAAACUCGGCUCAGAUCGCCACACCAGCCCAGCUGUGGGCAGCAUAUUAUGACGGCUUCGCCAGCUGUGCAGCUGGCUGGUUAGAUGAUCAGACAGUCCGCUAUUCUGUCCAGCUGCCAGAGCUUGGUUGCUAUGGAUACAAGGAGUACUCUGCUGGAGUGAGGAAUUAUGGGAAGAGGGACCCAAAAGAGCUGUUUGAUGUGUACUGUUUUGCAAAAGAACUGGAUGGUGAGGUGUUUCACUCCUCGGUCCCCGGCAGACUGUCACUGUCCUCAGCCUCAGACCGUUGUGUGUCCCUCGGGGGCCAGUUGGCUACUGUGGGGCAGCUUUAUCUGGCCUGGAGGGCCGGCCUGGACAGCUGUGCCCCAGGCUGGCUGUCUGAUGGCAGUGUCCGCUACCCAGUCAGCUGGCCUCGGCUGGACUGUGGAGGGAACCAGUCGGGAGUCCACACUGUCACACCCAAUAGCACAACUGACAACAGCACAGCAGUCUAUGAUGCAUACUGCUACAGAGGUAAAGUGAAGAAUACAGGCUCCAUCUCUCAGAUCUACACUUCCCUGUGGAAGCCUUGGAGCUACCUCACAGGCUCAACUGAUGCCACAGGGACAGACAGUCCCAACCCGACUACACAGUACACCACUACUGCCAGAGGAUCCUCAGAUGGCAGCGAUAUUUCUCCCUCAAAUUGGACAGGGCUGGUCGACCUGGAAGAGGAUACCUCCCUUCAUAGUGCUGAUGCUUCCUCAGACCUCUGGUCCUCAGAGUCCUCAGAUUCAUAUGUGACCCUCCAGCUAAUCCACGGACAGAGCUCCUUAGACUGGGGAGAGCCACUGGAGCCUGGUCCCGAUUCUGUGGAGUUUCUCCUGCCCCCAGUCGACCCCACUCCUACUGAGAAGAAGGCGAUCUCAAAAAUCGUCAAGUCCAUAUGGAAGCCUUGGAACUACCUGGUGGGGACUGGUGAUGAGGAGGGGACCCAUGCGCCAGAUGGACAGGUGGGAGAAGAGGAAACAACCACAAAAAAGUCUGAGGAAGGGUCAAAUGAGUUCAGUACAGCAACACCAGGUGUUGCGCCCCCCACAGGUUUGUUUUCUUGGGGGAGUUCAUGGUUCAGCAGUCCCUCGAGGAACAACGCAACAGCAGCCAGUGAAGAAUCACCCACUCGUCUGGCAUCUACGUUGGAGGCCUCCAGUAACUCUAUAACUACAGCGAGCACCAAGAGCUGGGAGGCUUCCGAGACACAAACCUCCACUGCCUCCAGCCCCCCACCUGAAAUCACCUCAUCCAGCGGAGAAACCUGGGUCCGCGUUGAAGUAGAGACCACAACCCAGCCGGGUGAAAAGAGGGAGGAGACGGUGACCUCUAGAGCCAGUGGAAGAGGAGGGAGAGGAAGGGGAAAGAAGAACAGAGGGGAGGACAGGAGCAGGGGAGAAGAGAGGGUGAGGGGAGAGGAGAAAGUGAAAGGAGAAGAGGAAGGGAGCGGAGAGAUGGCUGGUGCCGAAGCAAAGGGGGAGAUACAAGUCUCACGUCGACCAGUCGGAACCAGUAAACCAAGAGAAAGAUCCAGAGAAAGAUCUAGAGAGAGGGGUCACAGGAAAGGACAGACCACCACUUCUGCCCCUACGACCACCACCGCCAGCCCUCUUGAGCCCACUGUGACGUUCACAACCGAGUCAGAAAGUGUUGACUUUUCUACAUCCAAAUCCCUCCCCGUCUUACCAGCAGAAACCCAAUCACUGCCUGUCUCACCAGACUCACACUCAUCUCCAUCCUCUUUGCCAUCCAUCUCACCAUCAGUGCCUGUCACAGCGUCAGUGUCUCCAUCUCUGUCUUUUUCUCCAUCAUCGCCAUCUCAAUUCCUCUUUGAAUCUCCAUCUCUAUCUCCAUCCCAGUCUAUUCCCUCUUCCUCCUCUUCACCUCCGUCUACUUCCUCAUCUCUAUCUGAUUCCCAAACCCCAUCCCUCUCACCUUCACCAUCGUCACCCACUUCCCACUCACCGUUUCAGACUCAAACUGCCGGAUCAGGGGCUUCAUCUCCUCACUCAGAAAACCAGGACAGCUCCACUGACCCCCUAUCAUCGCUCCACUGGGUCCCAGUAGAAAGAGCGACUCUGAAUGGCUCUCUGGAUUCUCCUCCAUUACUGUCAGGGCCCUUGGAUGAGGAGGAGCCUGCUUGGUCUCACGCUGUGGGCUCGGGGGCCCUGUUACCUGGCAACAUGGAGGAGGAGACCAGCAAGGGAGGAUACAACGUCAGUUCCGUAACUGUGGACCCAACAGUCGAAGUGGAGCCCUGCGUGACAAACCCGUGUCUCCACGGAGGAAAGUGCCUUCCUCAGGGAACGGGUUACAGCUGCUACUGCCCACAAGGAUACACUGGGGAGAACUGUGAGAUCGAUGUUGAUGACUGCCAGUCGGAGCCAUGUGAAAAUGGAGGCACUUGCAUCGACAAGAUUGAUUCAUUCCUCUGCCUUUGCCUGCCGAGCUAUGGAGGAGACACGUGUGAGAAAGACAUAGAAGGCUGCGAGCAUGGUUGGAGGAAGUUCCACGGCCAUUGCUACAGGUACUUCACCCACAGACACACCUGGGAGGAUGCAGAGAAAGACUGCAGAGAGCACAGUGCCCACCUCAGUAGUGUCAUCUCCGCUACUGAGCAGCAGUUUAUCAAUGGUCUGGGUCAUGACAACGCCUGGAUCGGUCUGAAUGACCGCACAGUGGAGGAGGACUUUCAGUGGACUGACACCAACGAUCUGGUAUAUGAGAACUGGAGGGAGAGCCAGCCGGAUAACUUCUUUGCAGGCGGCGAGGACUGUGUGGUGACCAUCGCCCAUGAGGAUGGCAAGUGGAACGACGUGCCCUGCAACUACAACCUGCCCUACAUCUGCAAGAAAGGCACAGUGCUGUGUGGGACCCCACCUGCAGUGGAGAACGCCCAUUUGAUAGGUCGGCGGAGGUCACACUAUGACAUACAUGCAGUGGUGCGCUACCAGUGCUCUGAAGGCUUCUACCAGCGCCACAUCCCCACCGCACGCUGUCGGGCUGACGGGAGCUGGGAGCGACCCAGGAUCAUCUGCACAAAGUCCCGUAGGUCACACCGGUACAGACGCCAUCACCACAAUCAGCACCACGAGCGCCGCAGCCACAGGAGACACGGAGGAGAGGGACAUAAGGCCAGAGAGGACGUGCACAGCUACUACUGAACCAAAUAAUACAACAUUUGCAAUGCCUAGGUGCUAACCAUGGCCCAU